CUUGGGGCUCCGGCCGUGGGGACCCGCCACAGCACGGACACCCAGCAGCGCUCUCUGGGCUGUCUCCUUAAAGCCUCGAGAAACAGCUCCUGCUUCGUUUGCCACGGUGAUGAGGCCACCAGUGCCUUUGGAUUAUUCGAGUGAUAUGCAGGGACCACUGCUGGCCUUGAUACAAAAACUGUAGAUGUUGAACAUCUUGACAUGUCAGUGAAUUUGAAGGCUGACAAGCACACUAAUCUCGCAACCCGGUUAGCCUUCCACAGUGGCUUCUUCAUUCAUGGCUUGGGCCAGGCACUCAUAGGAUGGACCAUCAACUUUCCUGCAGGCACUGAGGUGACUUCACAAACACUGGCUGUGAGCGAAGGUCCUUGCACAGGUGGCACAUCUUCUCAGAGAAAAAGGUUUAGAGAGACAUGGAGCUUGAAAGAAUCAUUCGAGACACACUGACACGCUUCAUCCAGUCCCACAUCCCUGCAGCAGAUCUCAGUGGGAUGGAUGAUGUUUUCUUCUCUUAUAUCACGGGUGUCCUGGAGGAGCUGGGCUCACCAGAGUCCUCUGAGGAGAAUUUUGACAUGGACACCUUUGUGGAAAUGAUGGAGGCAUAUAUCCCUGGAUUUGCAGAAAUCCACAGUGGGGAUGUUUGCGAAAUGAUGUUCUCCCUCUCAGAAAGGCUUGGUGAAGCUCGCAACAAAGAAAAACCUGGCCAAAAGGCUGUGGAAAGCAGGAGUGAAGCACCUUCUGAAGACCUCACCAAGGGCCAGGAGCCUGGAGCUGGAGCCUGCAACGGGGAAAGGCUGUGCACUGUAACAGACGGAGCCAGGGCCCAGGAAGACGAUGACUUGAAGGAUGGGUUGGAGCUACUACUGGAGAUGUUCCCAGCCUGUACCGUGAGCCAGGCAGAGAAGGCUCUUGCCAUGGCCUUGGGGAACUUGGAGGAGGCAGUGCAGUUAAUUGUGGAGGAGAAGGUGGAAAUUGGCCCAUCAAGUGUGAGUGUGAAGGAACUGGCACGGCCCCGCAGAACACCCAACCACGAGGAACUAAAACAGGUUAUCCUACAGAAAUACAUGAUGGUGGAUAGUGCAGAUGAUCAGAAAACACAUCGGCCAGCUCCACCCAAAGAGGUAAGCAGAGCAGUCCCAGCUCACCAGCAGUUUGAAUGUCCUUUGUUACAAGGUUUAAAAAAAUCAGGGCAAAAGUCCAAAAAGCAAGAGGGCAGCCAAAGGCAGGACCAUUCACAGAACCUCUUACUCAAAGAGAGAAGAUUAGCUUAGCUCAAGUGCUGCAGGGUCUGUCAUUUCCUACCAUUCCUGACUACCGUGGCUCUUGCUCCCCCCCAUCAGACAACAUCCUUUCCAAUUUUGGCCAAGAUUCCCAGCACAGAUGAUGGUAAAGCAGCCCACCCACCUCCCAGAGUGCAGUUCUACUUCUGCUUGCCCCCUGCCUUUCUCAAGCAGUGUGGCUGUCCAUCCACUUGGUGUUAAUGUCUUUCCUCGCCAGGCUCCCAAGAAGUUGAUCCGCUAUAUCGAUAACCAGGUGGUGAGUACAAAAGGAGAGAGGUACAAAGACAUCAAGAAGCCUGAGAGUGAAGAGAUGAAAAGAACCUAUAUCAGCCUAAAACCAGCCAGGAAGUACAAGUUCCACUGACAGCCAGGUUCUCCUGCUCUUCAGCCUUCCACCUCACUGGCCAGGCAUGGCAGGAUGGACUGUGGUGCUAGGAAUGAGGGACUCCUCCACCUGCCACUAACUUGAACUAACCUGGGAGCCAGGACACUGUUUUCAGCUUCCUCAACUAACCUGGUUGAUAAGGAGGAGACUUCUCUCCUUGGGUAGCUAUCCCUCUGCCCCCAGGGGCACACUGCAGUGACUCUCUGGGGCCUGGGCAUUCUCUGCUCUAUAUUGCAUGGGACAUUUUUAGAUCUGAGAUGUGGCUUGUGCUUUUGCAGCAACCUUUUUAACAAGUCUCUAUGCACUGUUGCUUUGAGUGCCAGUAUUAAUAAAGAUGAUGUGAGUUGGUGUGUA
Lepidothrix coronata (blue-crowned manakin) is the source of this 2019-nucleotide messenger RNA. RefSeq names its product CUE domain containing 2 (gene CUEDC2). The record is from RefSeq and is a predicted model, not a curated record. Bases 414 to 1271 code for a protein of 285 amino acids. Gene Ontology annotation, molecular function: ubiquitin binding. The transcript has 9 exons. NCBI's taxonomy places the organism in Eukaryota, Metazoa, Chordata, Aves, Passeriformes, Pipridae.